GACACGAUUACUUGCUUACGGACCUGCUGCAAGAGUCGCAGAGCGAUAUGAUGUAGUCUCAACUGUACAUCUGCGUAACAUGACUUGGUGUGGAUUUUAAACCUUGUAUUUGAGGACACAAGUUGUUUUUAUCGUCGUUUGGCAGUUUUCCAUACAGGAAAUAUACGUGUUGUUAACUUUUUAAUUAUUUUCCUUUUCUUUCACAACAAAUGCGUUUCCUUUCGUCUAAAUGACAGUUGGGUCAUGAUUACAUCGCCUUCGGUUUCUGUACUGAGAAAUUGUUCAACCAACCCCAUCUGGGAGAGCUUCGAUAGAGCGAGAAACGUCUCUUCGAAAACAAAUAAACCAUUCGUGCAUCCCGUGUCUCCGUCGGACCCUCAACGGCAGGCAAAUCGAGUCCCCAUCAAAAUUCUGAAAAUGCUGACGGCACGGGCUGGACACAUCUUGCAUCCUGAGUAUCUGCAACCUUUACCAUCUACUCCCGUGAGUCCUAUUGAGCUGGACGCCAAGAAAAGUCCUCUGGCUCUUUUAGCACAAACAUGCUCUCAGAUUGGUAAACCAGAUCCACCAUCCUCGUCCAAGCUGUCGUCUGUAACAAAUGGAUCUAACGACAAAGAUUCCAAAUCCGGUCCGCUGAAAAUGAGUGAUAUUGGAGCUGAAGAUAAAUCGAGCUUCAAGCCAUACUCUAAAUCCACGGAGAAGAAGGACUCGUCGUCGGGUGCUUCAGCUGGAGAUAAGACAGGUUUCCGUGUGCCUAGCGCCACCUGCCAGCCGUUUACUCCAAGAACAGGGAGUCCGAAUUCCUGUACCUCUGUCUCUCCUCUCCCGUCGGAGUGUAAAUCGACGGACAGGGAGGACAAAAAGGAUUCUGAUAGUAACAAGAAUGGCAUUUCCGAGGGCUCUGGGAACGGUGGUGCGAAUCACAAUAGGAUAAGUGGUAGUGGUGCUAACGGGGAAGUAAACCAACAACCGGAGACUACAAUCGGGUCAAAGCCCGUCACAUCUGACACAACCUCUGUUUCAUCUGCCUCGUCUGUCCUUGGAUCAGGACUAGUAGCUCCCGUGUCCCCUUACAGACCGGGUCACACCGUGUUCCCCCUCCCGCCUGCGGGUAUGUCAUACCCUGGAAGUCUAGCGGGGGCCUAUGCGGGUUACCCGCAGCACUUUUUGCCUCCGGGGGUUUCCCUAGACCCAACAAAGUCGGGGAGUCAACUGCUGAACGCGCAGUUCGCUGCGGCUUGCAGCAAAGCUGCUUCCAGCCCUCUGGCCGGGGCUUCGCCCCCAUCAAUAAUGUCCGCCAGUUUGUGUAGAGAUCCGUACUGUCUGAGUUACCAUUGCGCAAGCCAUUUAUCCGGCGCCGGGGCCAACUCACACGAGUCAGCCGCUGCUGCAGCUUUGAAGUCUGGAUACCCUCUCAUGUACCCUUCACAUCCACUCCACGGCGUUCAUUCCACGCCACCAUCGUUUGCUGGACACCCAUUGUAUCCCUACGGUUUUAUACUGCCCAACGACCCCCAGCCACACGUUUGUAAUUGGGUCUCGGCGAAUGGACCCUGUGACAAACGGUUUUCCAGCUCCGAAGAACUUCUGAAUCACUUGCGGACUCACACUGCCUUCGCCGGGACUGAGAAAUUGAUCUCAGGAUAUCCAAGCUCUUCGUCUCUAGCCAGUGCCGCGGCAGCGGCCAUGGCAUGUCAUAUGCACAUACCCCAGACGGGGGCUCCCGGAGGGCCGGGAGGGCUGGCACUCAGGAGCCCGCAUCACGCACUAGGACUCAGCGGUCGUUACCACCCGUAUUCUAAGAGCCCUCUGCCGAACGGGGCACCUGUACCUGUGCCGGCGGCCACGGGUCCCUAUUACUCUCCUUAUGCAUUGUACGGGCAAAGACUAACCACAGCUCCAGGCCUUGGAUAUCAAUAGAGACUGUCAUGUUCAAAGUUUAUAAAAGAUUUGAAUUAUAUGCCUAAAGAUUUUCUAUAUUGAAUGUCCACGUCGGCAUAUGGUCGACGGGCCACUAUUUAUUUACGUUAGCUUCAAGCGAUACAAAAAAUAAAAUGAUGAACCCCAA
Molecule: messenger RNA, 2068 nt
Organism: Sardina pilchardus (European sardine)
Lineage: Eukaryota; Metazoa; Chordata; Actinopteri; Clupeiformes; Clupeidae
Product: zinc finger protein 503-like
Exons: 2
Coding region: 244-1920 (558 amino acids)
Biological process (GO): negative regulation of DNA-templated transcription
Cellular component (GO): nucleus
Source: RefSeq, a predicted model, not a curated record